AUGUCUGACAUGUAUGGCUACUUCACCCUGUUUGUCAUUUCACUCAUUUCAGUUCUGUUUUUCCUAUCACUUUCUUCAUCAUCUAAGAGCAAAUCUCGGCUCCUUCCGAGUCCUUUUGCACUUCCAAUCAUCGGUCACCUACACCUCUUGGCUCCAAUCCCUCACCAAGCUUUACAUAAACUCUCAACUCGAUAUGGACCCGUUUUCAGGUUCUUCCUUGGGUCGGUUCCAUGUCUUGCUGUUUCCUCACCUAAAUUGGCUAAAGAAUUCCUUAGAACAUAUGAAAAUUCUUACUUAGAUCGACCUAGAAAUGUUAGCACGGUUUACUUAACUUAUGGUUCUAAAGAUUUCAUGUUUGCUCCUUUUGGGUCUUACUGGAAACUUAUGAAGAAGCUGGUAAUGUCAGAACUCUUAAAUGGUCGAACGCUCGACUUGCUUCUUCCAGUUCGACAAGAUGAGACUAUAUGGUUCAUCAACUCAUUGUCUCAAAAGGCUAAAGUUGGAAAGCCUGUGGAUGUUAAAGGUGAACUUUUGAAGUUGACAAAUAAUGUGAUUUCAAGAAUGCUAAUGAGUGAAAGGUGUUCUGAGGACGAUAAUGAAGCAGACGAUAUGAGGAAGCUUGUUACCGAGAUUUCUGAGAUUACUGGUAAGUUUAACUUGGCGGAUUACAUCUGGUUUUGUAAGAAUCUUGAUUUACAAGGGUUUAAAAAACGAGUGAAGAAGAUCCACAAGCGGUUUGAUGAUUUGAUAGAAAGGAUCAUUAAUGAGCAUGAAGAUGAAAGGAGAAAGAAAAAGGAGAAAUUAGAUGAUGGAGUGAAGGACCUUCUUGAUAUUCUACUCAAAAUAUUAGAAGAUGAUACCAUGGAGGUCAAGUUAACCAGAGACAAUAUUAAAGCUUUUAUUCUGAAUCUAUUUGUUGCAGGAACAGAUACAUCUGCCCUUACUAUAGAAUGGUGUUUAGCAGAGCUAAUCAACCAUCCUAGGAUAAUGGACAAAGCAGUUGAAGAAAUCGAUAGAGUGGUUGGAAAAUCCCGACUUUUAGAAGAAUCCGACAUACCAAAUCUUCCAUACCUCCAAGCAAUAGUAAAAGAAGGCCUAAGAUUACACCCUACAGCCCCAAUGAUCCCAAGGACCUCAACAGAAGAUUGCAUAGUAGGAGGCUACCAUGUUCCUGCAAAAACUACUGUUUUUGUUAACGUUUGGGCUCUGGGUAGGGACCCAGAGCAUUGGGACGAUCCACUGAAGUUCUGUCCUGAAAGAUUUGAGGGGAGUCAAGUAGAUGUUAGAGGACAACACUUUCAUAUGUUACCGUUUGGGAGUGGGAGACGAAUGUGUCCAGGAACAUCGUUAGCAAUGCAAAUUGCGCAAGUGACAUUAGGUGUGAUGGUUCAGUGCUUUAAGUGGAAGGUUGGGGAAGACGGGGAUAUGGACCGGGUUGAUAUGGAAGAGGGACCAGGGAUCACACUUCCUAGAGCCAAUCCAUUGGUAUGUGUUCCUGUGGCUAGGUUCGAUUCAGUACUCCCAUCUCUAAUAUAA
This is a messenger RNA of Erigeron canadensis, 1536 nucleotides long. RefSeq names its product cytochrome P450 93A3-like. The transcript has 2 exons. Gene Ontology annotation, molecular function: monooxygenase activity; heme binding; iron ion binding. NCBI's taxonomy places the organism in Eukaryota, Viridiplantae, Streptophyta, Magnoliopsida, Asterales, Asteraceae. The record is from RefSeq and is a predicted model, not a curated record. Bases 1 to 1536 code for a protein of 511 amino acids.